Messenger RNA from Purpureocillium lilacinum, 174 nucleotides. NCBI's taxonomy places the organism in Eukaryota, Fungi, Ascomycota, Sordariomycetes, Hypocreales, Ophiocordycipitaceae. The record is from RefSeq and is a predicted model, not a curated record.
AUGCUGGAUCAGUUAUUCCCUGCUGUCAGGUCCGAUCGACGAAAGAUUGACAUUUGUGGAAGCUGCAAACAUGCAUACCGCCUUAGCUUAACGUCGUCGGUUAACGUUACUCUGGGCACUAUCUUUCCCCGGAAGCAGCUCGGACCAAGCUUUCGCCUCGUCGGAUUAUCUUGA